Neoarthrinium moseri is the source of this 372-nucleotide messenger RNA. RefSeq lists its product as uncharacterized. Lineage: Eukaryota; Fungi; Ascomycota; Sordariomycetes; Amphisphaeriales; Apiosporaceae. The coding region runs from base 1 to 372 and encodes 123 amino acids. Gene Ontology annotation, molecular function: proton-transporting ATPase activity, rotational mechanism. The record is from RefSeq and is a predicted model, not a curated record. Gene Ontology annotation, biological process: proton transmembrane transport. The transcript has 4 exons. Gene Ontology annotation, cellular component: fungal-type vacuole membrane; proton-transporting V-type ATPase, V1 domain.
AUGGCCUCCCAGGCAGACUACAAGGACCGGCAAUUCCUAGCCGUUAUCGGCGACGAGGACUCAGUGACAGGCCUGCUGCUGGCCGGCAUAGGCCAUGUGACCAACCCGCCGGACUCGCAAAAGAACUUCCUCGUCGUGGACGGCAAGACUGAGACGUCGGCGAUCGAGGCCGCCUUUGACUCGUUCACGACGGAGCGCAAGGACAUUGGCAUCGUCCUAAUCAACCAGCAUAUUGCCGACAAGAUCAGACAUCGCAUCGACACCUACACAGCCGCCUUCCCCACCGUUCUCGAGAUCCCCAGCAAAGACCACCCCUACGACCCGGAGAAGGACAGCGUGCUGAGGAGAGUGAGGAGGCUUUUUGGAGAGUAA